Molecule: messenger RNA, 4484 nt
Organism: Myxocyprinus asiaticus (Chinese sucker)
Lineage: Eukaryota; Metazoa; Chordata; Actinopteri; Cypriniformes; Catostomidae
Product: PI-PLC X domain-containing protein 1
Exons: 6
Coding region: 2799-3755 (318 amino acids)
Biological process (GO): lipid metabolic process
Molecular function (GO): phosphoric diester hydrolase activity
Source: RefSeq, a predicted model, not a curated record
GUAUACAAAUAUAAAACAUUACUGUAUAAGCCUGUUAUAGAUGCUUUUAUAAUAUUUAUGUUUGUAGCAAGUGAAUAGUUUCUUGAAAAUUAAUAUUCUAUUUUAAGUUUUAGUUUCAUGUGUGAACACAACCCAUUUGAAAAUACCAGUAAUCAGCUCUUGACAGUUUCCCUGAAUGAGAAGUUGUAACUUUACCUGUAAAGUUCAAUUUUGAUGCUAUGUGUGAACAGAGCCAUAAGAUCGUGUACAAGAUCAGGAUGCGCUGACAUAAGAAGUCUGCUUUGGGCCAAUCACAAAGUCCUGAUGGAGAUAAUUCGGUUGUUUAGGAGUCAAAAAAAUUCCCUCAAAUUGGACAGCUAGUGAAAUUACUCUUUAGUCGGAGGAUAUCAAACAUGUUUGAUAUUUUAGGGCUGACUAUAGAGGAAAUCUUGUAGUGUAUGAUGCUCCACGACUCCAAUAUGAAUACAUAUAGUGAGCAGCCAAUGAAAAUCAAGCACACAGGGCCACGAAACUGGACCAUGAAGGAAUGAAGAUGGCAAAUAAGCAAUUAACUUUUAACGCCAUUCACCUCCAACUUGCAUCGCAUUCUUUUUCCACCCAAUAAUGGACCCAAAUGCGCUUGGCCUGUUUGAUUUGUGAGAAUCGCGACUCGGAACAGAGUAGCAGCGACAACAACGACAGCUCCUAGUACAUCCAUGUUUGUUUAGAUAUUUCAUGCAUCUCCUAGAACGGGGGAUGUGUGUUUCUGUGUAAGUUUGCGAUCGGAUCAGAUCAACCUGAAAACCAGAGUGAUCGUCCAUUGUAUGGUGUGUGAAGCGCGGUUUAUGUCUGUAGCUAUUUACAUAGUUGUAAGUGUACGAUACCUACAGUAGUAUUAUGAUUAUUAUCAUCCGAGGAAAUUAAGAAAUGUAUUUGGCUGAUAAAAGUACAUCUCAGAGUUUAAUGGCAUUACUGUUAACACAUGCAACAGAAAGCUGUUGCAUGUGAUAAUAGUAAAUGUGAUAAAUUUACCUGUAAAGACAAUCCAACCAUUUUAUUGAAAUUGACAAGAUUUCAUGAGUGGCUAUAGUAACAGUUCAGACUGAUCUCACAGAAUGAAAUCGCAAACAGUAAGUUGACUUUUCUUUAGCUAAAAUCGGUCUGUUUUCCUAAAUGUGAAACACUGCCCCCAGUGGCCAAAAUAGUACGUGUUGUUGGGCGUUUAGGCACGCUGAGCUUAAUUUUCCAGGUAAAUUGUCCAUGGAGGGACAAUCAGGGCCAUAGCAAGGUAAUCUGGGUCCUCUUUCCUAUUAAAAAUACAGUUUCGAAUUUGUUGUGGGCCUCCUGGAUCUUUGGGCCCAUAGUGUUGUUACCAACUUUCACCCCACUAACUACGGCCCUGGGGACAAUAGCGAGUUGUUUUCAAUUUCACAGGCUGUAAAACAGUGGAAAAUGACAUGCUGACUUCCUUUUUUUUCCCCACAAGGGAGGAAGUUUUGAGUUCUGCAAGUUACACUAUGUUUUCACAGUACAAUGAAUUAUUUUACCUCAAAAGAUUUAUAUAACACUCAAAAUACAGCAUGCCACAUUUCAUUUCAAGUGUCUUUGUGAGAUUUUAAAUUACAACCAUAUAAACGUCAAACUCCAAAAGCUAACUUAAAAACAAACAAAUAAACAAAACAACAACAAACAACACUUCUUGCUCCAUUCACUCCCUUUCAAAUGCAUCCGAAGGGCCGAUUCCUACAUGCUGGAAACCCAAACUCAUGCGAAGAAAUUUCGUACUAUACUGCGAAUCAAAAGUUCAAGUUUGGGGGCCUGGGUAGCUCAGCAAUUAAAGAUGCUGACUACCAGAGUUCAAAUCCAGGGCGUUCUGAGUGACUCCAGCCAGGUCUCCUAAGCAACCAAAUUGGCCCGGUUGCUAGGGAGGGUAGAGUCACAUGGGGUAAUCUCCUCGUGGUCGCUAUAAUGUGGUUUGCUCUUGGUGGGCUGCAUGGUGAGUUGUGUGUGGAUGUAACGUGCAUUACCGCGGAGACGUAGCACAUGUGGUGGACCAUGCUAUUCUCCGCGGUAACGCGCUCAACAAGCCACGUGAUAAGAUGCGCGGACUGACGGUCUCAGACGCGGACGCAACUGAGAUUCUUCCUCCGCCACCCAGAUUGAGGCAAGUCACUACGCCACCACCAGGACUUAGAGCACAUUGGGAAUUGGGCAUUCCAAACUGGGUAGAAAAUGGGAGGGGAAAAAAAGUUCAGGUUUGGUGAACUCUGAAUCGUGAAUCGGUAUGAACAGAGGAUGCGUGACCAAUAGAAGACUGAAAUGUCACACGCUGACUUCUUGGCUUAAUACAAAGAAUACAUAUUUUAUUGUUGCAGGAAAGUGAGUAGACAAUAUAUUUUAACAUUUUUAGUAUAAUAUUUAUUUGUUAUAUCCUGGUCCAUAACGUUGUCCAAAAAAGAUUCGCGUGCUCAAAGCCUGUGAUCGCCCCUUUACACGAAAUGCAAAAAAAAUGAACAUUUUAAGACGAUCCCUAACAUUGCUGUUAUCGAGAAACUGAAUGUGUCACGAGAUCUGCAUGAACAUUGGAAAUCUUUACUGUUCCUCCAAGCCCCCUAAUAAAUCAAAAUUUCACAAAUAUAACGAUCACGUCAAACAACAAAGCCAAUUUCGGUUUCGCUUGGAGAGCGCAUGACAUCAAAGAACAACACGGAAACGAUUUAGCGAUGUACAGGAGAGGGGGGAUGGAUGGGACUGUAAAUGCACUAUAGUACACAUAGUGUUUUAGGGCUUUAGAUUUGUUUUCCUUUUUAAAUAAAUAAAUGGAGGAUGAAGAAAGAAUAUGUAUCUCCAGCUGUGCGGACUGGAUGUCCGAGAUGCCAGCGGGUCUUUGGGACGUCCCGCUGUGGAAUCUUGCUAUACCAGGAAGUCAUGACACCAUGACUUUCUGUUUAGACGAGCAAUCCUCAGUGUUGCAGUCUGAGCUGAAGGUGGUGCGAGUUUUAGACACUUUGUUUCCCUGCAUCGUCCGGCCCUGCAUAAUCAAAUGGGCAACAACCCAGGAGGACAGCAUUUGUAACCAGCUGGAUUUAGGCAUUCGGUUCUUUGAUCUAAGAAUAGCUCAUAAGAUAAAAGAUCCUGAUGAGGUUUUCUACUUUGCACAUGGGAUCUACUCCCUCCUGACAGUACAGGAGGCACUGACAGAAGUAGUUCACUGGUUAGACCAGCACACCAAGGAAGUGGUCAUCAUUGCACUUUCUGCCUUUGAUGGCGUGAAUCUGGACCAACACCAAGACCUUAUUCAAUUCCUCAUAAGGGCAUUUGGCAAUAAAAUUUGCCCUAGUUAUGUGACACCCUCAGUACGAGAGUGUUGGAAUCACAGUUAUCAGGUUAUUCUUACAUAUGAUGACUCGGCUGCGGCUGGUCAUGAGCAACUGUGGCCAAAGUGUGACUACUGGUGGGCAAAUACAUCAGAUCCAAACCGUGUCAUAUCCUACUUGGAGGAAAGGAAAGAGGAAGGAAGACCAGCUGGGUUUUUUGCAGCUGGUCUGAAUCUAACUGAGGAUGCCAGGUAUGUAGUUUCCCAUCCGUGCCAGUCUUUGAGAGGCAUGACCCUGAGCUCCUAUAGUCCGCUCCUGAACUGGGUCAAGCAGCAGCGUCCAGGUUCAGGCAAAACGUGCCUCAACAUCAUCUGUGCAGAUUUUGUCGGGGUUUUCAGCAAUGAAUUUGCUCAGCUGGUUAUUGGACUUAAUCAAAAACUCUUAAAAGAGAAGGCCUGACAUCAUGUAGAUCUUUGACUCUCGGCUGUUGCUGAAAUAUUACAAUGGAAAAUGACUCCUUGUUAGUCUUAUAGAUAUAUCUUGCUCAUUCUUAGAUGGUGAACUCACUAUUAUGCAACUUAAACUCUUAGGGGUAUGGAUGCUUUUGAUAAGGAGACACAUAUUUCAUGUUUACAAAUUGAUAAUGUUUUGAGUUUUACGACAACCCCUAACUGUGAAUGUUUCGUUUAGGUCCCUAAAAUGGAAGUGGUUUGUGCAAUGCUGCCAUCUAGAGGCAAUACAUUUGUAUACUGUUGUUUAAAGACUUCUGUUAAGAAGAGACGUGCCUCAAAAUUAUGUUACUGGCUAACUCAUUGUGGCAUCAAGCUUUCCAAAUUAUGUUUUUUGGUAGUUUCACAAAAUGGACAAAGCAUAUUCAUAUAUCAAACACUCAAGGGCCCAACAAAUUGGUUGCAAUGGCUGUCCAAUUAGUCACACAUCAUUUUAGUAAUAUCUAAUGUCUUGUCAUGACGUAUUAAUCUUCUAUAGUUGUGUUGACACUCUGGUUGGCUAUCUGUUCAUCCAUGUGUGUGACAUCCAUCCUUGGGCUCCAAUUUUUGAUGGCUCUUCUGAUUGCUCUCUCUAAGGUGCUUGACAUUUAUAGUACUUAAGUGAUAAUCCUGUUCACUGAUGCCUUUCACACACAGUUUGUGUAUGUUUGUGUAAAUGUGUAAGGUAAAUAAACAUGAG